AUGCUUGUCACAUCAAGCCCCAUGCCACACAAGUUGGCAAACGGAGUUGUUCAGCCCCAUAAUCCUCCAUUGUCAAAUGGAGUUGACCCAAUCGCCCUGGCAGCUCGCUUGCGACCGCUGUACACCAAGUUCUUCAAGGACCUUGAUCUAAAGCCAGCGUUCGAGCGUUUCGAAAGUGAAAAGCUUAUGGACGCGGUGCUGGAGCAUGCCAAAGAGACUGGAGUUCCUCACGACACUAAUUCCUAUUCCUAUCAAAGUCUCAUGGUUGGAUAUACAUAUGCCGAUGCUUGCCUCCCCCAUCAUGACUUGGAAGUCAAAGUUUUUGUUGCCGUCUAUACCUGGUUGGCAACGCUAUGUGAUAAUGCGGAGCAACUGAACAUGGUUCCCGAGGUCGAGAUGUUCCAGCAACGCUAUCUUAGCGGAGAAGAGCAACCCACGACUCUCUUGAGAGCUUUUGCCCGCCAACUCCGAUUGGCUUACAAGCUGUAUCAACCACUUGUCGCCAAUCUCAUAGUUAACUCCUCUUUUAACCUGCUUACCUCCACAGCCCUUGUGGCUCGCGAGGGUAUUAAAGAAAAGAGGUUCUACCCUUCGAAGGGCGGUAACUACUUUCCCUGGUACAUCCGGGAACGUGAUGGGGUUGGUGAAGCCUAUGCGUGGUUUACCUUCUCCAAGAGGCAAUUCCCCAACCUGGACAUCCCCAUCGAGGCUAUUGAAGAUAUGACACGAUUCAUUGCCUUUGCCAAUGAUGUUUUAUCCUUUUACAAAGAGACACUAGGAGGUGAGACAAGCAACUAUAUCAACACCACGGCUGCAUAUGAAGGGACCGAUUCGAUUACUGCGCUCCAACAGACUGCACAUGACGCUAUUAGCUGUGCCCGUCGGAUUGAAAGCGUUCUCGCAGGGAAGGGCGAGUAUGAGAGAGCAUGGCGGCUUCACGCAGCUGGAUACAUCCAGAUGCAUGUCAUGAGAGGACGCUACAGACUUUGGGAAUUGGGUGUUGGAAUCAGGCCAGAUGUAAAGGAAGUUCUGAAGAAGGAGUGA
Messenger RNA from Fusarium sp. VM40, 1044 nucleotides. The record is from the annotation of a GenBank genome assembly. NCBI's taxonomy places the organism in Eukaryota, Fungi, Ascomycota, Sordariomycetes, Hypocreales, Nectriaceae.